AUGGUCGUUGCACCAAUUCGUGAAACAUGCGCACAAACUUUAAGUAUUAUUUGUAAUCGUUUAAAUGAUCAACCACAAUGUUCAACUUUAAUUUCAAUUCUUUUAAAUCUACUCAAACACAAUGGUACUUGGGAAAUUCGACAUGGAGCAUUACUUACGCUCAAAUAUACAUUCAAUAUUCUCAAGGAAAUACCCAACGAUAUGCAAAUUCCAUGUGUUCAAGCAGUACGACAAUGUCUGAAAGACGAAUCCGACGAUGUUGUUGCAACUGCUGCAGCAACAUUAUUACCUGUCGUUACUCAUUACGAAUCUGUUGUCCUCGAUUGUGCACCUGGUUUAAUUGGUGAACUCAUCUCAUUACUUGAUUCAAUGGAUGAUCUUAACUCAGCUGCUAGUUCAAUUAUGAAUCUUCUUGCUAAAUUACUUGCAUCGAAUUCAGCUGAAAAAUUUAAAUUAUCUUUUGCUCAAGUUCUACCAAAAAUUUUUCCAUUUUGCCGUCAUCAUACAUUACCAUUUCGUUUAGCUGCUAUUCAAACUGUUAUGAAAAUUAUUGAAGCUAGUCAAUCGAAAUUAAAUACAUGUACAUCAGAAGAAUUAUCUGUACUUGAACAUACAUUUUGUCUCCUUUAUGAACGAUCUAUAUUGGAAUCUGAUGACAAAAUUCUUACAUCGAUUGAACAAGCAUGGAAUAUUCUUUGUCAAUCGAAUACUAUUGUUCAACAAUGUACAUUUUCGUCAUAUCAACGAUGGAUUUGCCUAUCUGUUCAUCCAGCUAAAGUACCAAUUAAUCCAACAUUGUUGUUAAAUGAUGAGCACAUUCAACAAACACCACCAGUGAUUGAUAAUGAUGAUAAACGUUAUUUAAGUAGUUCAACAACAAAUAAUCAUCAAUAUUUAGCUAUGGGUUUUACAGUAUGUCAUCAAGAAGCUCCAUUAGAACAAGAUCGUACUGUUAUUAAAUGUCGUCGUCUAGCAGCACGAUUACUUGGUCAAUUAUUUACUCAUUAUGAUCAACAACAAUCAAAUGAUGUUUUAAAUUAUAUAAAAUGUCUUAACUAUCGUUCAGCUGUACAGCGAAUGGUUGCAGGAAUGAUAGCUAGUGAAUGGGCAAAAAAUAUGAGUGAUUUUUCCAUGAAUACAAAUAUUCUUCAAGAACGUUUUCAUAACGCAUUAAAUGAAACACUUUACUUUGAUGAAAUAGCACCAUCAUUUACUAAACUUAAACGUGAUUUUACAUCAUUUAUGUAUGAAUGUGCUAAACAACGAUUAUGUAAUCCACAAUCAAUUGAAGCAGUUGAACUUCAUUCAGUUGAUCAUAUUAUUGAAUUAUGUGAUAAUGUUCAUCCAAGUAUUGAAUCACAUGCUCAGUUAAAUGGACAAAAACAAAAUAUUCGUGAUGAAGCUCAACGGAUACAAAAUGAAUCAGAAAUACUUGCACUAAGAUCAACAGCUUAUUUGGCAUCAGCUUGUGUUUAUUGGCAUUUUCUUGGUGAUCAACUGAAUCCACUCAUUCGACCUUUGAUGGAUGCAUUAAAAAAAGAAUUAGAUCCACAGAUUCAAAAUGAUAUAGCUCAUGCUAUUGCAGAUCUUAUCUGGCAAUGUACUCAACGAACAACAAGUCCUAAUCCGAAUAGUAAAAUUAUUAAAAAUUUAUGUAGUUAUGUAUGUGCUGAUUCGGAUGAGACACCACAUGUUACAAAUCCUUCACGUUUUGCAGAAUCUAAUGAAACAUCAAUAAAUGUUAAUGAAGAAUAUAAUUGUACUAUUUUAAAAGGAAUUUAUACAUGGCAAAAAACAAAUAGUGAUGAUACAACAAAAAUUCCUUUAAAUCGUGAUUCAUCAACUGAUUCAACAUCUACACCUUCUUCAAAUAAUUCGAAUGCUAAAAAAUUCAAUUUUGAUGCACCAAAUAAUACUGAUUGUACAAGACAUGGUGGUCAAUGUGCUCUAUCUGCUAUUUUUCAUCGAUUUGGCGCUGAAAUUCAAUCGAAAUUACCAGAUUUAUAUAAUCGAACAGUAAUCGAUAUUGAACAAUUUAAUGAUGAAUUAUGUCAAACACAAUCAACAACUGAUGCACAAUGUUUGGCAGAUACACUUCAAAUUCUUACUAUUCUCAUUCCACAUGUUCAUGAAACUAUUUUAAAUAAUUAUCUUAAUCUUUUACCUAAUUUAUCUCGAUGUUUAUCAUCUAAAUAUACAGUAAUACGUUUUUUCACUGCACGUUGUAUUGGUAUUUUAUCAAUACAUAAAACAGAAUAUGUACUUCAAUUUAUUAUUGAUUUUAUCCUACCAAAAUUAACAAAUACAAAUAUGGAUACAAGUUAUUUACAAGGACCAAUAGAAACUUUAUAUCAUGUUAUUGAUAAACAAGCACUUAAUAUUGUUCCUUAUGCAAAACAUUUAAUGUUACCUUGUAUUCAAACUAUGACACAUCAAGAUUGGUAUAUACGAUCGAUAGCUAGCAAUUGUUUUGCUGUUCUUAUUAAAUAUUAUGCUCUAUAUAAUGAUGAUAAACCUAUUGAACAUACAAAUGGUACGGAAAAUGAAAAUUUUCUUGAACAACUUUUCGAUAAUACAAAAAUGCCUGUUUAUCAUUUACCAAUGCCGAUCAAAGCGGACAUUCGACCAUAUCAACAUGUAAGUAUAAUAAAAACAAAACUAAAGAAAUUUUUUAACAAUAUUAAUUAAUACGAUAUUUACAAAAUACAGAACUGUAUAGAAUUUCUCGUGCUGCUAUCAAUUCAUUUCACCCAUGUGAAAAAAAAUAGGGGAAAAAUCAGAUUAAAAUCGAUUACAAUUUGAUUAAAAAUCAAUUAUAAUCAUACACCUUUAAUCGAUUAUUAAUCGAUGUAGAAUCGAUUAUUAAUCGAUGUAGAAUCGAUUAUAAUUAGUCCUAAUCGAUUUUAAUCAGCCAUAAUCGGUUACAAUCACGGAAACAGUUAUUCUACUAUAUUAAUCAAUUAAAAUUGAUUAGGACUGAUUUUAAUCGAUUCUACAUCGAUUAUUAAUCGAUUAAAGGUGUAUGAUUAUAAUCGAUUUUUAAUUGAUUGAGAAUCGAUUAAAAUUCACAGUAAUCAUUACAAAUCUACCUGCGUUGUUACUACACUACAGUGGCUAUAUUCUAAAAACUAGUCACUAAAACAUGGUGUGUGAGUGUAAAUCUAGACAUAAAUGAGCAGAAUCUCAUGCCCACACCCACAUCCUAAAGGCAACCCCGUAGUAGGUUAUUAAAAGAUGGAUAGAAACAGUCGUUCCGCAUACCAUCACUCAUUAUCUAAAAAUAAAAUAAAAAAUAUAAGUCUUUUAAUAUCAACAUCAGACUUACGUAGUAACUCGAAUCGUAUAUAAUCCUAAAUAGAAAUAAAAGAAGACAUUUGUUUUUCAAUCUGAAAAUGGAACAUACUUUAUUCAAUCGUUGACGAUCUUUAAAAAGUAUUAGCUUUUCAGUAUCAAAAUAAGACUUGCUUUGUAAAUUGAACCAUGUAUGAUCUAAACUGAAAAAGGAAGAAAUAUGAAGUUAUCACUAUGAGCACGAGACUUACUUUGUAAAGCAAAUCGUUUAUUAUCUCAAAAUGGCAAUAAAUAAAAGUACUUAUUUUUCAAUAUCAGCAUAACACUUACAGUAUAAUUGAAAUAGUUUAUGACCUAAAAUGGAAAUAAAAAAAUGUAUUAUAUUCGCAAAUAUGAGCCUGAAACUCACUUUGUAAAAUGAAUCAUUCGUGAUCUACAAUAGAAAUAAAUGAUAUAUUAGUUUUUCCAUGUUGAACAUCAUACUGAUAUGGUAAAUCGAGUGAUAUAUAAUCUGAAAGAGAAAUAAAAGAAAGCAUUAGUUUUUCAAUAUGAACAUGAGAAGUACUUCUGAAAUCAAAUUGUAUAUAAUUUGAAACAGAAAGGAAGUAUUAGUUUUUCAGGAUGAAUAUGGUACUAACCUUGUAGACCAAAUCAUUCAACAUCUAAGAUAGAAAGAGAAGAAAAUAUUCGUUUUUCAAUAAGAAAAUGCGACUUACUUAUUAGAAUCAUUGACGAUGGUAAAAAAAAUUAAAGAAAACAUCGGUUUUUGGGACUCGACACAGGUCACAUGUUGAAAUUCUUAAAGUAUCCGAUCAUUUGAUAUUAAAAGAUUCAGUCAAGUUGACACUUCCUUCUUUGCCUACGUGAAUUCAUUAGUACAAUUCACGUAAAAUAACCAUUCGAAAUAUUCUAGAUCUACUAGUAUUGAGAUACGUGUUAAUAUCUAAAAAUAAUAUCAAAACAUCUAGCAGUCGAGAUGUUCGGACGGUUUAUACGACAGCAUUACGAAAACUACGCCCACAGUACAAUUGAGGGAUCAAAAGCUAGCUAAAUUUUAAUACACAAAAAGUAAAAGGACAUAGUAUUCAUGAUCAGUAUUUUUAUUGUAUACAAUGUAAAUCUGAACAGUAGUAUUCAGCUCCUUUGAGAAUAAGUAAAGCAUGUUCUAGAAUCUUCAGUAAAAUAUAUUGUAGGCGAGAAAUUAUGAUGAGGGCACAGUAAGAUAAAAAAAAUCGUAAAUAUACCUGAUUUUGAGUUUAUUUCUCGUAAAUAUAGGUUUAUAGCAAACCACAUAAGAUAAGCAUUGUUUACCUUAGUGGUUAGCGAUAUCUCAACCAAUUGAAAUUAGAUCUCGACACAUUUCAUUCCAGUUCACGUGAAAAGCACUUGAGCAUAAGCGUCAUCGUGCUAAAUCUUCACGUUAAAGGUUUAUAUCUUUGAUUAGUAUUCGAUUACAGAAUAAAAGUCAGGAAAACUGAAAAUACAAGGACAUUUCUAGAAAUAUGAUUCAUCAGUUUUUCUCAGAACGAUAUAUACGCACUGCUUAGAUACCACGUAAAUGACAAUAAUCUAUACAUAUGUAUGCUCUACUUGAAGCUUUUCAUUGGAUUUGAGAACCUUCAGUCGUAUGAUUCUGUUACGAAUAAACGAGUUAUAAUGGGAAUCUGGUCCAGAAGCUUCUGCUGCUCUCACUCUUUAUAAAUUUUAAAAACUAAAAAGGCUAUCAUAAAUCAUUAUUUCGAUGUUACUUAUCAAAAUUAAACAACAAUAAAAUAUAAUUUUGAUGCUAAUAGUAUUUAUUGUUUGCUCGCGAACUUUUAACAUUAUAUUUUUCCCAUAUAUUUUCAAAACUCAGACCGAAGGAUGUAAAUAUAAAAUAACAAUACUGUGCUGAUAUAUGCAUCACGGCUCACAGCUCUUCCUCUUCCCUCUUUCUCCCUGUUAUUCUCUGUAUCAUAUCUCUCUCUCUUUGUUUCUGUAUCAUAUAUAAGCGUGUGCUGAUUAUGCUAUAGACACGUUCUGGAGAUGUAAAGUAGCUAAUAAACAUCAUUAUCGAGGGUGGCGGUAAGCUACUCCUCCAGUUUGUCAUAACAUCUCUCUUGUCAUUGAUCGUUACAAAUACUCCAGGAAUACGAAUGGGUUUCAGAUUUUGGAAAAAACUGAUAUACAGAAAAGAUAAUCCAUAAUUAAAUACAUUGUACUAAAUAAGUGAGUAGACUUCAGUUAACUAUAAAUCUCUAACAUAUUGUACGAAUGAAAUCUAUUGCUAUUCGGCACUGAUGAGAAGUUAUUAGGAAUUCUCUUUUGUAUGGUUGAAAAAAGCAUCGCAUGCUCCUUUAUGAAUGAUGAAAGGCUUAAAUUUCAGUAAAUUUUAUGUAAACCAAUCACUCAAACGUAAUUUUAAGGGAGUUCAAUGUUUAGUAUAAAAAAGUUGAAUUUGAUAUUAAGUGAAAAGCGAUAAAACUAAACUAAAUUUUAAGUUAAGCUAAGUGGUGCAUCGUUACCAAUGAUUAUAAUCGAUUCGAAAAACUAACCGAUUACGGUGGAUUAUAAUCAACAUGAUUUGAUUUAAGGCGAUUCUUAUCCCCGUAAUUAUAAUCGAUUCGAUAAUCUAGCCGAUUUCCAUGGAUUAUAAUCAGUAUACCUUGAUUCUAGACAAUUCUUAUUCUAGUAGUUAUAAUCAAUUCGAAAACUUAGGUGAUUGCGGUGGAUUAAAAUCAAUAUUACUUUAUUUAAAUCGAAAAAAAAUCAUCAACCAUCGAUGAAAAUUGAUUACUGCUGAAAAUUGAUUACUGCUGAAAAUUGAUUUUAAUUGAUUAAUAAAAAAUCAAAAACAAUCGAUUAUACUCGUUGUACAUCGAUUUUAAUGGAUUCCAAUGAAGAAAACGAUUAUAAUCGGUUAAAAACUAAUGACUCGGAAUCAGUUAUGAGAAAAAACCGAUUAUAAUCUUUCAUUUAAUCAGAAAACAUCAAAAUCACUUGAUUUUCAUCAAUUAAUUACUGCUGAAAUCGAUUAAAAUCAUACAUCUGCUGAUUUUUCGGCUUAUUUUUUUUACAUGGGUGGUACCAACUCCAUAGCUGGAAUAAGAAUUCGUGCAUGCAUUGGCU
This is a messenger RNA of Rotaria sp. Silwood1, 6399 nucleotides long. Lineage: Eukaryota; Metazoa; Rotifera; Eurotatoria; Philodinida; Philodinidae. The record is from the annotation of a GenBank genome assembly.